Molecule: messenger RNA, 2009 nt
Organism: Pelodiscus sinensis (Chinese soft-shelled turtle)
Lineage: Eukaryota; Metazoa; Chordata; Testudines; Trionychidae
Source: RefSeq, a predicted model, not a curated record
AUGGGGAAGUGCAUGGGGAAGCGCCGGCGGCGGAAGAACCUGCUGAGGAGCGCAGUGGGGAAGCUGCAGGAACAGGGUGGCCGAUCCAGAGCACCUGGCACUGCCUCCAUCCGGAUCCACAUCUCCAACCCCACCGAGAGGGUCACGGCCUUCGAGGCCUCCUCCCCGUCGUCGUCCUCUUCCCUAGCAGUCAAGUUUGCCACCAGUCUGGAGAAGGUGGGGGACCGGCAGUUCCUGCUGUCCUCUGCUCCCCCGUUGUCUGUGGUGUACACUUCUGAGCCCAUAGAAACCUCCAGGCUGGAGGAAACCUUCAGCAAGCUGCGGGAGUUGGCUAAGAAGGAGAUGCUGGUGGUGAUGCAGCUGGGGGUUGAGGACCUGUUCCAGGAGCACCAGCAGACUUGGUCUGAUUUGUUUAUUUCAGGGGUUGAAAUGAGAAAGAUUACAGAUUCCCAUACACCAUCCAGCAAGACCGUUAACAUGACUCUCUACUAUGUCCUGUCCUGCAUGCCAGCUCCUCUGCUGGAUCCACUCAUUAGUGGUGAGGACAGAGAAAAAAUGGAAGCCAACUUGAACUAUGCUGACCACUGCUUCAGUGGCCAUGCAACCAUGCAUGCAGAGAACCUAUGGCCCGAGAAGCUAUCUAGUGUCCCUCAGAUCCUGCAGCUUUCAGACUUGUGGAAGCUGACUCUCCAGAAACGGGGAUGCAAGAGCCUGGUGGCAGCUGGGGUCCAGGGACUUAUGCAGGGGAUGGUGCUCAGCUUUGGAGGUCUGCAGUUCACAGAAAACCAUCUCCAGUUUCAGGCUGACCCUGAUGUGCUCCACAACAGCUAUUCCUUGCGAGGAAUCCACUAUAACAAGGACUUGAUUAACCUAGCUGUUCUGCUAGAUGCUGAAGGAAAGCCCUUCCUGCAUGUGUCUGUGAAGUUCCAGGACAAACCAGUCAGGCUAUAUGCCUGCGAGGCAGGCUGCUUGAAUGAGCCUGUGGAGUUGACCUCUGAGGUGCGAGGUCACACUUUCCCUGUCAUGGUGACUCAGCCUAUCACACCUUUACUUUAUAUAUCUACAGACCUGACCCAUCUGCAGGACCUGAGACACACGCUGCAUCUGAAAGCUAUCCUGGCCCAUGAGGAGCACAUGGCCAAGCAGUACCCAGGUUUACCCUUUCUGUUCUGGUUCAGCGUGGCCUCCUUAAUCACACUUUUCCACCUGUUUCUGUUCAAACUCAUCUACAAUGAAUACUGUGGGCCAGGAGCCAAGCCACUCUUCAGGAGUAAGGAAGAUCCCAGUGUCUGAGCAAGUGAACUUACAGUCCUGCUUUCAGCCUCCAUUUGCACAAGACAGCUAAUGCCCGAAAGUUCUGCAGCUGAGAACAAGGACCUUCCGAAAGCAACAACCUUUUUGUGCCUUGUUAAGAGGGGAAUCUGUGACUUGGAAAGUUUAUGGUUAUUCAAGGGUUUACAUUAUAAGCUCAUGUAUCACUGGGGUGUCUUUUUGCCGUGUAACAUUCAGUUCCAUAAGAUUAAUCCAUUUGAUGAGGAAUACUUGAAAAUAUAAUGAGUCCUUUGAUACUUUGAUUUUUUUUUUAAUUUUACAGGAAAAUAAAGAAUGAACAUUCCCUACAGAGUUAACUUAACUAGAAAACUCUUGAAUUCACUGUCACUACUCCUUUCUAGUAUGCAUUUUAAUUUAUUGCACUGUGGGGCGGGGGUGGGAGAGGAUGUUAAUUUCACAUUAAACUUUGAUAGCAAAUAACUCACAGACUGUAUAUAUGUGUUGGUAAUAGGUUUCGCUCAGCCUCUGUGAUUGUAGAGCACAAAAUAUUCAGUUUAAUGAAGUGAUUUCUGAGUUAAGUUUGGAAAUUUCCUGUUCUGAGCAUAAUGAGACUUUGUGUGUUGGUAUGUUCCGGCUACUGGGGAGGUGUGCUACUUUGUAGUGAUUUGAAGAUUGUUUGGUUUUAAAAUACCAAAGUUGUUGUUUUUAAAUAAAUACUUUUCAGUCUAUAGCGGUAA